AUUCCAAGGAGGCUGCAGUUCGUUACCUUCCACGCCGACCUGCCCUUUCCCAAGCCUCAGUACCUUCGCAUACGGACGACUCGCUGUUGCGUCGCCCACAGAUCUAGGGCCGCAGGGUACGUCGAUCGUGCACUCCUUGGGAUGGACGAAACACAGCUCUUGGUCAACGACGGCGCAUCU
Messenger RNA from Trametes versicolor FP-101664 SS1, 180 nucleotides. RefSeq lists its product as uncharacterized. The record is from RefSeq and is a predicted model, not a curated record. NCBI's taxonomy places the organism in Eukaryota, Fungi, Basidiomycota, Agaricomycetes, Polyporales, Polyporaceae. The transcript has a single exon. The annotation marks the transcript as partial.